Molecule: messenger RNA, 1667 nt
Organism: Myxocyprinus asiaticus (Chinese sucker)
Lineage: Eukaryota; Metazoa; Chordata; Actinopteri; Cypriniformes; Catostomidae
Gene: fsbp
Exons: 5
Coding region: 609-1637 (342 amino acids)
Source: RefSeq, a predicted model, not a curated record
CAUGAAAUGUACAGAGAGUCAUCUGCCAAUUCCUUUACGCCCGAAGCGUCAUUUUGCGCAUGUGUCUCCGGACUGUUGUUUAAAUUUAUUACGGACCGCUCAAACCCAGGGGGGUGGGGACAAUGUAUGAUGUUUUCAGAAUAAAAAAAUCGUCAAACUGAUGAUUGCAUACUAUACAUGUGUGCCUGGUGAACCCUUGGGCAUCAGGUGGACUUUGGACGCAUUUUUACUGCAUCUGUUGAGCAUCGAUGUCCAAGCGACCUCACACACUCACCUUCACCUGUGGCAUCCAGAGUUCAACAUUUCACUGCAAGCUCUGCAAACUCACUGUACACAACAGGACUUAUCCUGUCUGUCAUGCUGGAGUAAAACUGAAACUGAGGCUGUGAUGCACUGUAGCUUUUACAAACUAAAGACUGCAACAAUGUGACAGAAGCCAUUUUACCUUGUAACAAUGAGACCACAAAACUGAUAGCAUUUGUUUAAAAAAAGAAGUAAAAGAAAAGUAGUGUGACUAUUUUAAGUUUUAGAAAUAAGUAACUCAGAUUACAUCAAUAUAAGCCUUAGUCCCCAUCUUUUGUCACAGUCACACAUCCACAAAUGCAGUCAUGUUGACCACCAUGACAUACCGCAUGCCAAAUUUCACCCUAGAACAGAAGCUCUUCCUGCUUCAGAGGAUCCAUGCGGUGGUGGACACCGUCCAGGACUUUCGGAAAGACACCAACACAACUGUGCAUCGGAACGCUGUAUGGGCAGAGCUGGUUCAGGCCUUUAAUACAGCUUUCCCUAGUCGCCCCCCUAGCAGCAUCGGGUCUCUGAAGACACUGUGGAAACGGCUGAAGGUGGAAUGUCGUGCAGCACUUCAAAAACGACAAGAACAACAGGCAGCUGGUCUACCUUUGUCUGCACUCACUCAGGUGCAGAGGGAAGUGAUUGCUUUGGUACCAAACCUGAUCUCCUGUCUGGAAGAGGCAGAUGGGGACUAUACCAUGGUUAGGGGUGGCUCACCUGGAGCAGUGGGGUUCUCUGGCACUAAUGGGAAUGAACAUGUAGAUGCUGACCUUAGUCAAAAUGAUACAGUAGACAGCAAGGAGAACUUAGCCAUCAACCUCUGCUUGUCCACACCUACGCAUCCACCUGUCAACCCUGGAAAUCCUCCUGGCCCGGCCCCCUCUCCUCCCCCCAUCCAUUUCCGCUCACAUUCAAGCACUUCCAGGGCUAGUUGGCCCACCCUCUUCCAUCCUAGCCAUGCAGGAAGCACCUCAGGGCUGGGAUCAGGUAUGGAAUUAGGGAUGUGGGCCACAAACACUGAUAGACAGGAAGUACACACAGAGUCUGAAGUGCCAUGCACCCCUGCCAGAGGAUCUGCUGAGAAUUCGUUACCGAAUGACUCUUAUGCUACAGACUCCAAAUGGGAGGCACGUCGACUGGAGUUGUUCGAGCUGGAGCAUCAGCAGACGAUGAGUCUGCUACUGCUUCAACAGUGUGUGUGGGAGGAGAAGAGGAAAGCAGUAAUACAGAAAGAGAAAGCAGCACGGGCCAAGAAGCGAUAUUAUCAAGCCAAACUGCGGAAGAUCAGUACAGAGGUUUUGCCCUCCAAUAGCGACAAUGAAGAUAGUGACCAUCCACAGACAUGAACUCAGAUGUUUAUGACGUCUUAGCAUUGU